AUGCAGGAAAUAUUAACAUCAAUGGGACUAUUUACAGUUCUGCAACAUUGCCAUUGGCAUACACCCUCUGAGCAUACAUUCAAUGGUACAAGUGCAAAGGAUUAUGAUUCCUUCUCGGUGGAUGGCUCUGUUAUUUCUAUUGAUGCUCUGAAACAGAAAAUUGUUGAAUUAAAGUAUAAAUCUAAAUCCAACAGCUUGUGUUUGGGUACUGAUUUGGACCUCGUGGUCGUUAAUGCCCAGACGAAUGAUUGUUAUGCUGAUCAUAUGCUGAUCCCUAACAAUACUAGGGUUCUCAUUCGUCGUGUUCCUGGAUCACGGCGUCGCAAGCCCAUCGACAAUACAACUAUUGUUGUUAGUGAAAAGCAAUGGCCACUUAGUUCCUCUUAUUGUACUGGUUCUAAUUCUUCCAAGAUUAGCUCUGAAACUGCUGUUACUGCUUCAUCCAGAAGCAACCCUGCAAAUACUGGUGUUAGUUCUGUUUGUUCAAGUACUGUCCCUAGUUUGUCCACAACAAAACCCAGUGGGGAUAAUGGAUUUCGAUGUGACGAUGGGUUUGGGGAUGAUGUAUUUGUGAUUCCUAGAAAGAAGCCAGUUCAGCAUGGCAAGUCAAUUGUAGAUGCAAAAUCUGAUCAGGACAGCAAUAUUAAGACUUUAGUCAAUACUCCAGCCUUGGACUGGCGGCUGGAAGGUUCAAAUGGUGUGAAAAAUGGUAGGGGAUUUGGUGGAUUGGCGAAGAAAAUACCACCAGAGGGUUAUGUAUGUCACAGAUGUAAGGUACGAGGACAUUUUAUUCAGGACUGCCCAACAAAUGGAGAUCCAAAUUAUGAUUGCAAAAGAUUGAGGCCUCCUACUGGAAUUCCCAGGUCGAUGCUGAUGCCAAACCCAGAUGGCUCUUAUGUGCUGUCAAGUGGCGCAACUGCUGUUUUGCAGCCAAAUGAUCAUGCUUUUGAGAAGGAAGUUUUUGGCUUCUUGCCUUCAAAGAGAUCCUGGUCUGUUAGUGAUCUUCCACCAGAACUUCUCUGCCCCUUGUGCAAGCAAGUAAUCAAGGAUGCUGUCUUGACUAGCAAAUGUUGUUUCAAGAGCUUUUGUGAUAAGUGUAUCAGGGUCCAUCUAAUCACCUCUAAGUUGAAAUGUGUUUGUGGGGCAACAAAUAUCCUUACUGAUUAUCUGAUUCCAAACAUGACACUUAGGGACACAAUUAAUUGCAUUUUGAAAUCUGGUCCCUGUUACAGCAGCAGUGGUGAAAAUGCCAAAAGAAACUCUUUCCAAGAUAAGGAUAUGGAAUUGGCUCACUGUUUAGAACCUCACAUCUCUACAACAAAACCAUCUGCGGAAUCAUUUCAGGAACAGCAUAAGCCAUCACCUGGUGAUGUAGAAGAUGGGGCAAAUAAAAGAAAACAUAUUGACGCUCCACACCAGACAACUAAGAAAGCUAGAACCACAGGAGCAACUGAUGUAUCUGAAGAUACUAUUGGGCCAAUGAGAAUGAAAGAUACAGCAUCACAAGGAGGUGUCAUGGGGGUUGAGGAAAAAGUGCAGCAAAAGGAGAUUUCCAGUGAGGUAGAGAAGAAAAAGGACGAGAGAGAAGUGAGAGAAAGAAGUCAAGAUGUUGAGACUGAGAGCUAUAUGAUGCCUAUUGGUUCUUAUGCAUACAAUCCAUACUGGGUUGGUGCGCAGGUAGGGUUGGAAGGAUAUAUGGCACCUUAUUAUGCUGCUGGUGCGAUGAUCUAUGGAUUGAGCUCCUUUGGAACAUCAUUCAAUGGUCUGAUGAAUCAAUACAAUUUUAGUAUGCAGUGA
Molecule: messenger RNA, 1797 nt
Organism: Hevea brasiliensis (rubber tree)
Lineage: Eukaryota; Viridiplantae; Streptophyta; Magnoliopsida; Malpighiales; Euphorbiaceae
Product: E3 ubiquitin ligase PARAQUAT TOLERANCE 3
Exons: 3
Coding region: 1-1797 (598 amino acids)
Biological process (GO): protein ubiquitination; ubiquitin-dependent protein catabolic process; mRNA processing
Cellular component (GO): nucleus
Molecular function (GO): zinc ion binding; nucleic acid binding; ubiquitin protein ligase activity
Source: RefSeq, a predicted model, not a curated record